Messenger RNA from Nematocida homosporus, 1341 nucleotides. RefSeq names its product UDP-N-acetylglucosamine--dolichyl-phosphate N-acetylglucosaminephosphotransferase. The record is from RefSeq and is a predicted model, not a curated record. The coding region runs from base 1 to 1341 and encodes 446 amino acids. The transcript has a single exon. Lineage: Eukaryota; Fungi; Microsporidia. Gene Ontology annotation, cellular component: membrane. Gene Ontology annotation, molecular function: UDP-N-acetylglucosamine-dolichyl-phosphate N-acetylglucosaminephosphotransferase activity. Gene Ontology annotation, biological process: protein N-linked glycosylation; dolichol-linked oligosaccharide biosynthetic process.
AUGGCUGGGACAUUGAUCAGAGACGGAGUUCUACAUAGUGAUCAGGUGAGUUUUAGUGAAGGGGUACUUGGUAUCGAUUGGACUAAGCUUGGUUUUGGAUUAGUUGGGGUUAAAGUUGGCUGGGGUGUGCUUAUUGGGUUAGUAUUUGGGGUUUUGGCCUAUCGGAUUAGUCUUGGGUUAAUGAAACACACUCGUAUCUUUGGAAUUGAUCUUAACAAAGAGACGAAAAUGAAGAUUCCGGAAGGGGUAGGUCUAGGCUGUGGCUUGGCCUUUGUUUGUAGUAUCUUUUGUUUGGCCGGGUUAGUGCCUAUCUUUCGAGAGGUUUUGUUAGUAAGUGCUUGUACGAUUACGUUGAACUUAUUACUGGGUUACGUGGAUGAUACGAUGGAGCUGGGCUGGUCUUGUAAGUUGGUUUUUCCUUUAAUAGCUAUGGUGCCGUUGGUUUUAGCGUACAAUGGGAGUACUUGGGUGCAGCUGCCUUUUAGAGGUAGUGUGGAUUUGGGCGGGUGGUUUUAUGGAUUGGUUUUGGUUUUGGCUGUCUUCUUUACUAAUGCAGUGAAUAUCUUGAGUGGAGUUAAUGGAGUAGAAAGUGGACAGGUUUUGGUAAUUAGUGGGUUUAUGGUAGUUGAUAGAUGGAUAUUUUGGGAUGGAUUGAGUGUAGUGAGUUUAUCCCUAUCGUUUUCUCUUUUCUGUUGUACCUUGGGGCUGUUCUGGUUGAAUGCUUACCCGGCCCGGUGUUUUGUUGGGGAUACGUUUUGUUACUUUGCUGGAUCAAGUAUUCUUUGUGUUGGUUUAGUGGGCGGGUUUACUAAAACGGUGUUUGUCUUCUUUGGGCCGCAAUUACUGAACUUUGGUCUGUCUUUGCCACAACUAGCUGGAAUUGUUGCUUGUCCAAGACACCGAAUGCCCCGCGCACAAAGAAUAGGUCAGGCCUGGCUAGUACGGGCUUCGGAAGCACCCGUAGCCGCACCAAAACGGCUGAAACUAUUGCAAGUGCCUGUACUGCGUCUGGCGUAUUUGGUAGGCCUAGUUGAGGUAGAGGACGGCCUAGGCCAGAUUAACUCAACACUAACCAGUUAUUGGAACAAACGAAGCAAGGAGGAGUUAUUUACAGGCCAGUCCCAAAUUAAGUCUAAAACCGACCAAUUAGGACCAAGUCUCCCAACUAGUCCCAAGCCAAUCCAGCCGAUGAAGAUAGUUAACUUUACUUUACUUAAUCUAAUUCUACAAUGGUUUGGGCCUAUGUCUGAGCGAGCUCUAGCCCAGAGUUUAAUGCUCAGCCAAGGACUCUUUUGUACUUUAGUUAUACUGGGCAAGAUAGCUAUCACUCGUUGGUGUUAA